This is a messenger RNA of Oncorhynchus masou masou (cherry salmon), 9275 nucleotides long. Its product is annotated as DNA-directed RNA polymerase III subunit RPC5-like. The transcript has 20 exons. Bases 185 to 2287 code for a protein of 700 amino acids. Gene Ontology annotation, biological process: tRNA transcription by RNA polymerase III. Gene Ontology annotation, cellular component: RNA polymerase III complex; nucleus. NCBI's taxonomy places the organism in Eukaryota, Metazoa, Chordata, Actinopteri, Salmoniformes, Salmonidae. The record is from RefSeq and is a predicted model, not a curated record.
CCCACGUGUGGCCAUGUCUGUGUGAAGCUCUACAGCCAAGCAACAUGGCAGCAUUCGCAAACAGGCACCUCACCUAAAGCGAACGUGAAUGAAAUAAACGGAGAGGAACGGUCAAAUGGGCAGGUUGGGUCCCCAGAGGUCUGCUGCUCUUCUUUGACGUCUCCCCCAGACCUCUCCCCUCACUAUGGCCAGUGAGGAGGACGAUGACCCCAUCAUACAAGAGAUUGAUGUAUACCUAGCUAAAAGCCUUGCGGACAAGCUAUAUCUGUUCCAGUAUCCAGUACGCCCUUCCUCUAUGACCUAUGAUGAUGUCACUCAUCUAUCUGCCAAGAUCAAGCCCAAGCAGCAGAAGGUGGAGUUGGAGAUGGCCAUUAACACUCUGAGUCCUAACUACUGUCGAAGUAAAGGAGAGCAGAUCGCCCUCAACGUGGACGGAACCACCUCAGAGGACUCCAACACCUACUCUGUGAAGAUGAUGGACAAACAGACGUUCACAUCCAUCCAGUCCACAACCAACACCUCCAGAUACGCUGCUGCCGUCUUCAGGAAAGGGGAGCUCCACAUCACACCGCUGCAGGGUAUCCUUCAGAUGCGACCCAGCUUCUCCUAUCUGGAUAAGGCUGACGGCAAACACAGAGAGCGGGAGGCCGCUAACGAAGGGGGAGACUCUUCUCAGGAUGAGGUGGAGGAAGACGUGAAGGCCGUCACUGUGAGGUUUUCCCGUCCUGAGUCGGACCAGGCUCGUCAGAGGCGUAUCCAGUCGUACGACUUCCUUCAGAAGAAACAGGCAGAGGAGCCCUGGGUCUACCUGCACUACCACGGCCUCAACGAUGGCUGUUCGGACCACGAGAGGCAAUACCUGUACUGCCAGGCCAUGGGAGGCUCUGAGAACACAGAACUGGUAAAAACACCAAAGGAGUACCUGGCAAUGCUCAUGCCCCCUAUCACAGAGGAGAAGAUUGUGAGGCCCGUAGGUCCCAGUAACGUGCUUUCCAUGGCCCAGCUCCGGACCCUGCCGCUAGGUGACCAGGUCAAAACCCUGUUGAAGAACGUCAAAGUGAUACCGUUUGCCAACCUGAUGGGUUUGUUGACCCCUGGGACAGACUCCACUGCAGUGCUGCGCUGCAUCCAGCAGGUGGCGCUACUGGUGCAGGGCAACUGGGUGGUCAAGAGUGACGUGCUAUAUCCUAAGAACAGCUGUAGUCCCCACAGUGGUGUGCCUGCUGAGGUGCUGUGUCGAGGAAGAGACUUUGUGAUGUGGAGAUUCACUCAGGAGCGCUCAGUGAUGAGGAAGGAGAUCACAGCCAUCAUCAAGCUCCUGCCAGAGGAUGUGAAGGACUUCUUGGAACACAUGGCGGUGCCUCGUAUAAACCGUGGCUGGGAGUUCCUGUUGCCAAGCGACAGUGACUUCAUCAAAAAGCACCCUGACGUGGCCCAGCGGCAGCACAUGCUGUGGAUUGGGAUACAGAGCAAAUUGGAGAAGGUCUUCAACUUCUCUAAGGAGGACCUGGUAUCCAAAAAGGACCCACAAACAGAAGCUAUGCACGUGAGUGGCGAGCAGCGUCUGAAGGCAGCCCAUGAGCGUGCGCGACAGAACCAGCCCUCUCUUCAGAAGGACCUGAGCGCUCGUCGACAGGGAAAGGGUGGAGCCGGACCGAGCGGUGGAGCAGCGGUCAGAGUCAAAGAGGAACCUGUCAGCGACGGUGAAGACGAACCCAUGGACACUUCCUCCUCCGCUCUCCCUAACGGGUUGGUAAACGGUUACCCAUCCGCCGCCACUUCCGCUGCCUUGAAUCCUCAUAACGGACACGGCGGGACUCCCACGCCCUCACCGUCACCUGAGCUGAGGGACUUUGUGUGGAACAUGUUCAGGAAGCAGCAUGUGCUGACGCUGAGCGAAGUCAAGAGGCUGUUCAACCUCCACCUGGCCUCCCUGCCUCCCGGAGACGGCCUGUUCCGCUCCAUCUCAGACCGCCUGCUACAGGAUACUAUACUGAUGAGCCACUGCAAACAAAUACUGGUGCCUUUUCCAGCCCAGAGCACAGCAGCUGCUGAUGAGCAGAAAGUGUUUGCUGUGUGGGAGACAGGAGAGACCUUCGACAAGCAUCGUCAGGUCCUGUAUGAGAUCUUCAUGAAGAACUACCGGGUGAGGAGGAACGUGAUCCAGACCAGGCUGACGCAGGAGAUGGGAGACCAGGUUACCAAGGAUGAUGUGGACCGCCUGCUUAAGGAGUGCUGUGUGAGCUUUGGAGGGAUGUGGUACCUCAAGGGUACCCUACAGUCCUGACAACAUUGAGGACACGCCCUUGUGGCCACCAUCAACCAACCAAACCCACUCCUCCAGAGCCUAGUGGGAGAGCUCUGUACGGGAAGGCGGGACAGCCAGACACACAAACCAAUUGUAGCCCUCCUGCCCCCAGCUCUCCGGACUGGGAUUGGAGGAAUGAGAUGUCCGUCAUCUGCUCCGGUCAGAACAUGACACUUGUUGUUAAUGCAGCUAAAGAAGUCACUUCUAAGCUCGGCCCAAACGGAGCCGAUCUGUUGGACAGAAGACCUUCCAUAUUCAUGCUAAGGGCUGGAGCAGGAGCAGAGGAGAUGUAUAUGACUGAGACAAUACUGAAAAAGUUGGGGGUGAUGUAAAAUGCCAUUAUUUCCCAAUCUGUUUCUCUAGUACCCCCCAGAACUGCUCAUUUUUGCUCUAGCCCAGAACCGGUACACUUGAUCCAACUAAUGUAGGUGGGCUGGUUCAGGGUCUGAGCACAAAUGUGCAGUCCUGGAGGUACUCGAGGAAUGGAUCGGGGAACACUGUACCAAAAGUUUUGAGAAUGACACAUAUUCAUUUUCACAAAGUCUGCUGCCUCAUUUUGUAUCAUGGCAAUUUGCAUAUAUUCCAGAAUGUUAUGAAGAGUGAUCAGAUGAAUUGCAAUUAAUUGCAAAGUCCCUCUUUGCCAUGCAAAUGAACUGAAUCCCCUAAAACAUUGCCACUGCAUUUCAGCCCUGCCACAAAAGGACCAGCUGACAUCAUGUCAGGGAUUCUCUCGUUAACACAGGUGUGAGUGUUGACGAGGAUAAGGCUGGAGAUCACUCUUGUCAUGCUGAUUGAGUUCGAAUAACAGACUGGAAGCUUUAGAAGGAGGGUGGUGCUUGGAAUCAUUGUUCUUCCUCUGUCAACCAUGGUUACCUGCAAGGAAACAAGGAUAUUACUGCCAGUAAGAUUGCACCUAAAUCAACCAUUUAUCAGAACUUCAAGGAGAGCUGUUCAAUUGUUAAGGCUUCAGGGCGCCCAAGAAAGUCCAGCAAGCGCCAGGACCGUCUCCUAAAGUUGAUUCAGCUGUGGGACCGGGCCACCACCAGUACAGAGCUUGCUCAAGAAUGGCAGCAGGCAGGUGUGAGUGCAUCUGCACGCACAGUGAGGCGAAGACUUUUGGAGGAUGGCCUGGUGUCAAGAAGGGCAGCAAAGAGGCCAAUUAUCUCCAGGAAAAACAUCCGGGAUAGACGGAUAUUCUGCAAAAGUUACAGGGAUUGGACUGCUGAGGACUGAGAUAAAGUCACAGUCUCUGAUGAAUCCCCUUUCCGAUUGUUUGGGGCAUCUGGAAAAAAGAUUGUCCGGAGAAGACAAGGUGAGCGCUACCAUCAGUCCUGUGUCAUGGCAACAGUAAAGCAUCCUGAGACCAUUCAUGUGUGGGGUUGCUUCAGCCAAGGGAGUGGGCUCACUCAUAAUUUUGCCUAAGAACACAGCCAUGAAUAAAGAAUGGUACCAACACAUCCUCCGAGAGCAACUUCUCCCAACCAUCCAGGAACAGUUUGGUGAUGAUCAAUGUCUUUUCCAGCAUGAUGGAGCACCUUACCUUAAGGCAAAAGUGAUAACUAAGUGGCUUGGGGAACAAAACAUCGAUAUUUUGGGUCCAUGGUCAGGAAACUCCCCAGACCUUAAUUCCAUUGAGAACUUGUGGUCAAUCCUCAAGAGGCGGGUGGACAAACAAACAAAAUCUGACAAACUCCAAGCAUUGAUUAUGCAAGAAUGGGCUGCCAUCAGUCAGGAUGUGGCCCAGAAGUUAAUUGACAGCAUGCCAGGACGGAUUGCAGAGGUCUUGAAAAAGAAGGGUCAACACUGCAAAUAUUGACUCUUUGCAUCAACUUGAUACAGGCCUUAGACACUUAUGAAAUGCCUGUAAUUAUACUUGAUUAUUCCAUAGUAACAUCUGACAAAAAUAUCUAAAGACACUGAAGCAGCAAACGUUGUGGAAAUUAAUAUUUGUGUCAUUCUCAACUUUUGGCCACGACAGUACUAUGCCAUUGAGAAAUUAGACAAUUUUGAUAGUGAUCCUUAAUUAUUAUUUUUUUAAUUAUUAAGCAAAUCAAAUUGUAUUUGUCACGUGCUUCAAAUACAACAACACCUUACAGUGAAAUGGUUAUUUACAAGCCCUUAACCAACAAUGCAGAAAUUUUACUAGACGGAGGGUGGUAUCCGCUAAGGAAACAAGUGAAUGCAGUUCAUAGUCCAAUUGUUUUUAUUUUUUUUCUCCACAAUUUCGAUCUUGUCUCAUCGCUGCAACUCUCCAGCGGGCUUGGGAGGUGAAGGUCACGUCAUGCUUCCUCCGAAACAUGACCUGCCAAACUGCGCUUCUUAAAUUACAGGUCGUAGAAACAUGUCAAACUAAGUAUAGAAUCAAUCUUUAGGAUGUUAUUAUCAUAAAUCUUCAAUAAGGUUCCAACCAGAGAAUUCCAUUGUCUGUAAAAAGCACUGGAACGCAGGUCGCUAUCAUGUGAAAUGCGUGUGACCAGGACCUGGCGCUCUGCCAGACCACUGACUCAAAGAGCUCUCAUCCGGCCCCACAUCACAGUAUUCAUUCAAGUUUCUAAAGAUGGUUGACAUCUAUUGGAAGCCUUAGGAAGUGCAACAUAACCAAUAUCCCACUGUGUGUUCAAUAGGGGCUGGGUUGAAAAUUGACUAACCUCAGAUUUCCCACUUCCUGUUUGGAUUUCUUCUCAGGUUUUUGCCUGCCAUAUGAGUUCUGUUAUACUCACAGACAUCAUUCAAACAGUUUUAGAAACUUCAGAGUGUUUUAUAUCCAAUACUAAUAAUAAUAUGCAUAUUAGCAACUGGGACUGAGGAGCAGGCCGUCUACUCUGGGCACCUUUCAUCCAAGCUACUCAAUUCUGCCCCUGCAGCCAUAAGAAGUUAACACCCGCCCGCUUAACCCGGAAACCAGCUGCACCACUGUGUCUGAAGAAAACAAAGUUCAACUGACGACAGAGGUCAGCCUGCAGGCGCUCGGCCCGCCAUAAGUAGUCGCUAGAGCACGAUAAGCCUAGUAAAGCCCCCCUCUCCUAACCCGGACUAUGCUGGGCCAAUUGUGCAUGCCCUAUGCGACUCCCUAUCCCGGCUGGUUGUGAUACAGCCCAGGCUUGAACCCGGGUCUGUAGUGACACCUUUAGCACUGCGAUACAGUGCCUUGUACCACUGUGUCACUCGGGAGGCCCAGUCCAAUGAUUUUAACCCGUUAGUGGCCUUAAAAAAUAAAAUAAACAUUUGUCAUUUUACUAUUCGCCUCCCCCGGAGUUUAAGGCCUUAACUAGGGUAGCACAUUGCCAGGCUUGAGUUUUAAAAUUCUCAUUACUCUUUUCUUGACUUUUAAUUUGGGGAGAGUGGAGGAAUUAUAACUUUGGUUAGAUAUUCACUCCCCCGUCACUGAUACAGACCAUACAGAGGACAGCCCAGCAUCGUGUUGAGGGUUGUAGACGGGUUGGCUGACAUUGCGAAAAUGAUGCGUGCAUCGAUGUGGCUGGAAGGCCUAAAUUGUUAUGAUUCUGAACGGUCAGAUAGCUAGCAACAAUGACAAGUUGCAAUCUGGGUGGCUCGUUUCAGCUUGUAACUUGUUAACCCUUUGACCCAUACAAUCACUUAUUUGUGAUCAAUAUUGAGUGGUACCUGCAGCGUACGAUCUCAAAUACGUGAUUGGAACAGUAGCAACAUAACGUAUGACACCAUUGUUGUUUGAACAGCAUCUAAAUAUUUUUUUGUACUGAUGGAAAGUAAAGGUCUUAAAAGGUCAAAUGGAGGAAUAAAGUUUAUUGUAAAAGAUAAAAGCAAACUUCAUCAUCCAAGCAUCACACGGAACACAUCCGCAGCUCAAACUCAUUCAAUAAACCAGUCUAACACAAGUUGGCGACCUAACAGCUAGACUAGUUUACAAUAUACCACAUCUCUGGCGAGCACAAAAGACGAAUGUAAUGUUUAGAAAAUAAAUGCGUGUCCGCUAAGCUAAAAGCAGCUACAUUCUUUAUGAUGGCAGCCAUGUUUUUUUACACUUUGCAAGAACUCCCUAAUCCCAGAAGGCGACUUCGCUAUAAUGCCGCAUUCAAAACUGGGAAAUUGGAAAUCUCCGACUUCAGUGUGUUGAAAACCACUGGGAACUCUGAAAAAUAAUGAGCUCCGACUGGUGAAAAUUAGAUUUGAACGCCGUACAACUCGGUGCCUCUUUCUAAAGCUCUCACUUUCCGACGUGAAGGUCAUGAUUUUACCUUGUAUUUUUCCGAGUUCCAAGUUGUUUUGAACGCGGCAUAAAACGCAAAUAAACAAAGUCAGAUGGUUGCACCCAUUGCCCAGAAAAUAUUAUGUUAGUUUGGCCACUAAUCAGCACGAGCUUGUUACCAGAGAACAUGACAAGUUUAUAGUUUUUGACCAAUCACAAAGCAAAAAAAAAAUGUUAUCGCCUCAUAGAUCAUCACCCAAAUACAAGCCUACUGCCUAGCCGUAACACGAACAGGGCUGACAGAUUUGGUUGAAACUAUUUUAGUGGCGUUCAUUUAAUUUGUGGGGGGUUUCAGUGCAGGUAUCGUGGGGGGAUAUGAUGGAGGAAAUAUUACUAUGAUGGGGUUUAUCAAUAAAUGGGGGGCAAACACAGAAGUUUGUAAACUAUAAAUACACUGUGUACUUAGUCAUUUUUAAGUACACAGUAUAUUUUUAAUUUUACCUUUAUUUAACCAGGCAAGUCAGUUAAGAACAAAUUCUUAUUUUCAAUGACGGCAUGGGAACAGUGGGUUAACUGCCUGUUCAGGGGCAGAACGACAGAUUUGUACCUUGUCAGCUCGGGGGUUUGAACUCGCAACCUUCAGGUUACUAGUCCAACGCUCGGUUACUUGAAGUUUUGGAAGGAGAAUGAUAACUGACCCACAACAUUCAUCCCCUUAGAUUACACCAAAGCUUAAUCCUGUCUAGCUCCAUAGUUUACAAUAACCCAUUAUAUCUACAUCCUUGCUUCACUCAUGCCACGUUCUCUGCAUACAACAUAGCUGAUUAGACUUAUGCACCAUUCAAUCUGAUCGCCUGCACAAACUACCUCACUUUGUUGCUUACAUGACUGUCCACCACCCUGUUCUCAUUCUCCUCGACCAGUCUAAAACCUAUCCAAGCCAUAAUACUCAGCGCAUUUAAGAAAUAUCUUCUUCGCUUGGUGACGAGGCAGGCCUCUGUAGGCUACAUGUCCAGUGGUGAUAAUACGUUGACAUGGUGAUGAAAUGUAGCCAGCCUAGUUUUUCCAGGGGAGAAUAAAUUUGUCAUUUUUAAAAACGAAGAAAAAGUAUUUAGGAUGUCAGCCUUUCCCGGCCUUAGACAUGUUCGGCAUAUGUGCUAUAUGUGCUCAUACCACGCUCUCACUUGUUGUAUGCCGCUAUUGUAUCAAAUACACCUGAUUUGCUGCCUCAGGUUUCCCGCCCUAUCUCACACGCAGCCCCGCAUACAGGCUAAUACCAAAGCCUUUUUCAGAUAAUACAUGUAAUAUGAUUAUAAUACUACAGAUACUCACUGCUACUAUUAUAGGAAUAAUGUUUUAUAAAGCCUCAUAUGAAGCAGACAUUGCGGUAUUGAUACAAUGCAGGGUGUAGAGAAUAGCGACAAAAUGCAACAAUCAAAUUCUCCCAACAGCAGGAUAGAAUUCUGGUACCGCAUGCUAAAAACUCACUCUGUAAGGGCCGUUUAUUAAUAUUUAGAACUUACGCGUCAAAAGGUUAAUGAUGCCAUGUCGUGUUUUGACUAAUGUAAUUUCUAUGCUAUUAUGGCAAAAAUUCACAAGCUAGCUAACCAACAACUCUAAUGAUGUAUUUGAGGAGACAAGUGCUCAUUGUGCAAAUGUAUUUGUUUUCAAUAAACAUUUGGAGAAUAUAAUUGACAUGUCAACAGUCUAAGGGCUAACCCCCCCCCCCCCCCCAUUUAUUUUUCCCCAUAGUUGCGCACGUGUUGGUUUUGUUCCUAAACAAUUAGUCUAUAAAACUGAUUGUUGUACAGCAAUCAAUUAAUAGUUUGGAUCAACAUGAGUAGAUAGACAUAUUAAACUACUGUUGUGAGUAAACUAAACGAGAGGAUUGUGCCGAGGACUGAGGUGAAUUAUAAUACAGGAUUGAAUUGGUGUUGAAGUUAUUGCAAUUUACAACCAAAUACUGUCUGAAUAAAACGUACAUUUUUUUUUAUUUAACUAGGCAAGUCAGUUAAGAACAAAUUCUUAUUGACAAUGAAAGCCUACCCCGGCCAAACCCAUUUGAGGCUGGGCCAAUUGUGCACCGCCCUAUGGAACUCUCAAUCACAGCUGGAUGUGACGCAGCCUGGUAGCAAAUCGUUUAAACUGUGGAGGUGAAUGUUACUUUGAAAGAAACUUAAGCAAAUUAAUUUUAUAUUCGAUAGACAUAUUUCAAAACUGGACAGUUAUGCACGUGGUAGUGGAUCCUCGUGGAAAAUGUGAAUAAAAACAAUUGAAUGUCGAUUGGUUUGCUAUUAUUUAACGGUUAGAGUUUUGAGAAGAAAAGAGGAUUGGCGAUGUCUGGGAGAUGAGUGGAUUUAAUUGUUGGCGCAUUCAAAGGAAGCUAACAGAGUACAUGUUAAAAUAUCUGCCAGCAUUGUUUGGACCUGGUAUGAUUUGGUUAAGAUAUGCUUACUGCUGUGUCGCUCCUUGCUCCCAUCUUAGGUCUCUAUAAAAGUGCCUCCGCAGACAUUCAGGACAAAAUAAGUCAUCACUGAUAUUAAUAUAAGAGGUCAAAUUAGACAAAGUUGUAUGUUUUUCUGACUGUAGAUGCUUUUGUUGAUGUUGAAAAUAGCUAUCUGGCAUUUAAUGAAGACUUGCACAAUCAGUGCAACCGUCUGAAGCAUUCCACAACUUUCUGUCCAUGCAAUAUUCAGGUUUUUCAGGUGUAUUCAUUUGAUCAAUGAUCUCAAUAGGCUGUUGGUUAUUUUUCCAUUGGUAUGUUCUUUUGCUCAAUAAAAAUUGCAAUAAUGGAAAGCC